Molecule: messenger RNA, 2864 nt
Organism: Nerophis lumbriciformis (worm pipefish)
Lineage: Eukaryota; Metazoa; Chordata; Actinopteri; Syngnathiformes; Syngnathidae
Gene: cnnm4b
Product: metal transporter CNNM4
Biological process (GO): magnesium ion homeostasis; magnesium ion transport
Cellular component (GO): plasma membrane
Molecular function (GO): sodium ion transmembrane transporter activity; magnesium ion transmembrane transporter activity
Source: RefSeq, a predicted model, not a curated record
AGAGAGCGAAACAAACAUGGCGACGGAGUGGAGUGGACGCGGCUUCAUGAGAACUUUACUGCUCUUUUGCUGCCUGGCAGCGGGCAGCCGAGCCCAGACGGGCGAGUCGAAGCCGCGGCCCCCGACGCGGAUACUCGGAAUGCGGCUGGAGAGGAGCGACGCGCCGGCCGAGACGACCGAGCGGGGGAUCAUCCAGGUGACCGAGGGCAGCGACAUCCUGGUCAGGUUCUAUGGGCUCCACCUGUUCCCCAACAGCUCGGCGCUCGUCAGGUUCACGGAACUUUACUCCAGCGAGCAGGAGGACGACGACCACGGCGCCGUGGAGGUGCAGAACCUGACGUGUGCCGAGGACACCAAGGACCUGGUGGUGAAGGGCUCCAUGCGGGUGAGGAACCAGGACACCUCCGGGCUGCUGAACGUCACCGUCAAGCAGCUCCGCAAGAGCGAGGUGGUGAAGGUCUUCGCCCUGUGCGUCCGAGACCCGCUCCAGGGCACGGAGACCUGGUCCCUGCUGGACGAGCAGGACGGCCGGGUGCGGGUGGUGGAGGUGACGAAGUCCCUGCUGCCCAUAUGGCUGCAGAUCAUCCUCAUCUCCUUCCUGCUGGUGCUGUCGGGCAUGUUCAGCGGGCUCAACCUGGGCCUGAUGGCGCUGGACCCCAUGGAGCUCCGCAUCGUGCAGAGCUGCGGCACCGAGAAGGAGAAGAGGUACGCCCGCAAGAUCGAGCCUAUCCGCCGGAAGGGCAACUACCUGCUGUGCUCGCUGCUGCUGGGCAACGUCCUGGUCAACACCACGCUCACCAUCCUCCUGGACGACCUCACCAAGUCGGGCUUCGGCGCCGUCAUCGCCUCCACCGUGGGCAUCGUCAUCUUCGGCGAGAUCGUGCCCCAGGCGCUGUGCUCGCGCCACGGCCUGGCGGUGGGCGCCAACACCAUCCUGGUCACCAAGCUCUUCAUGCUCCUCACCUUCCCGCUCUCCUGGCCCAUCAGCAAGCUGCUGGACUGCGUCCUGGGCCAGGAGAUCGGCACCGUGUACAACCGGGAGAAGCUGGUGGAGAUGCUGCGGGUCACCGAGCCCUACAACGACCUGGUGAAGGAGGAGCUCAACAUGAUCCAGGGCGCCCUGGAGCUGCGGACCAAGACGGUGGAGGACGUGAUGACGGCCAUCGGCAACUGCUUCAUGAUCCACAGCGACGCCGUGCUGGACUUCAACACCAUGUCGGAGAUCAUGGAGAGCGGCUACACCCGGAUCCCCGUGUACGAGGGCGAGCGCUCCAACAUCGUGGACGUCCUCUUCGUCAAGGACCUGGCCUUCGUCGACCCGGACGACAGCACCACGCUGAAGACCAUCACCAAGUUCUACAACCACCCGGUGCACUUUGUCUUCCACGACACCAAGCUGGACUCCAUGCUGGAGGAGUUCAAGAAAGGGAAGUCCCAUUUGGCCAUCGUGCAGAAGGUGAACAACGAGGGCGACGGGGAUCCUUUCUACGAGGUGCUGGGCUUGGUCACGCUGGAGGACGUGAUCGAGGAGAUCAUCAAAUCAGAGAUUCUGGACGAGUCGGACCAAUACACUGACAACCGUUCGAGGAAGAAGGUGGCUCCCAACAAGAACAAGAGGGACUUCUCGGCUUUCAAGCACGAGAGCGAAUCCAAGGUCAAGGUCUCCCCUCAGCUGCUGCUGGCCGCCCAUCGCUUCCUGGCUACAGAGGUGGCCUUCUUCAACCCGACACAGAUCUCAGACAAGGUCCUGCUGCGAAUCCUUCGCCACCCCGACGUGAUCCAGGAGAUCAAGUUCAACGAGAGCGAAAAGUGCUCGCCGCAUCACUACGUCUACCAGAGGGGCAAGCCCGUCGACUUCUUCAUCCUCAUCCUGCAGGGUCGAGUGGAGGUGGAGGCCGGCAACGAGAACAUGAAGUUUGAGACGGGACCUUUCUCCUACUACGGGAUCAUGGCGCUCAGCGCUCCCUUGCUGGAUUUCCGCUCGCCGUCACACCUCAGCGGCCUGAACCGCACGUCCUCGCUGAGCGGCGCCGACCGCACCGAGUCGCUGUCGGUCAGCGGCAGCAACAAUCAGCUCAACUGCAGCGUCACCUUGACACAGCAGUACAUACCCGACUUCUACGUGCGCGCCCUCACCGACCUGCAGUACGUCAAGAUCACACGCUCGCAGUACCAGAACGGCCUGAUGGCGUCCCGCCUGGAAAGCACGCCGCAGUCUCCCGAGAGCGUCCACCAACUGGCUGGCGUGGCCUUGAACACGCCCCCCGCCGCCGCCACCUCCAACAACGCCCUCAACGACCUUGGGGUGGACGCCACCAUCACGGAGAACGGGCCCGACGAGACCACGCUGCUGCUCCUCAACGAGCAGAACUUGGCCCACGCCGCCAACAACCACAGCCAGCAGGAGAACAGCGUGUGAGGCUCCGCCCCCCCCCCGGCCUCGCCCCGACCCGCGCACGUUUGCACGCAUGCACUACUAUGAUUGGAUGUUUGCCGGGGAGGGGAGGAGUCUGUUUGUGUGACACGCCAAAGUGCACAAACCCCGCCUUCAUUUAUCCUCGGUUCCCUUCUUGGACCACUAAGCUCCUCCCCCUUAGAACCUCCCCCUCGCACGUCAUGCCGCCUCUUCACUUUUCCCCGAACGACGAGACUCAGGAAGACUCCGCCCCCUCAUCGCACAUCGUCGUGUGUGUGUGUGGCCUAAUGCUUCAUGUUGUUUGCUGGCCCCGCCCACAAAAUGGAAGCCCCGCCCAACUCGCCUCAUCCGCACAGCUGGAGUCCAAUCAAAAAUUGUCCGAUAUUCCGUAGAGAGUUUUAUUGUCGGCGACAAUCAGUGCGAUGAUGAAUGUAGCGUUUGUGUGUUU